AGUCUAAACCCUGGGCAACAAGUCCCCUCCCUCCCCACCUGCUGCAGCUGGUCAGCAGGUUAAUGAGAAACCAACUUCCUACCUGCUGAGCGGCAGCCGGAACUCACCGCAGCUGGAAACAAGUGCUCCUUUCUGGGUAGAAAACAUGAUUUAGGCCCCAUAAAAUCGCUGCAUCCGUUGUCUGAAACGGGGAAAAGUGCACCAAGUUCCUCCUUGGACUUUCCGGGGUUCGAUCCCAGAGAUGGACCGGUACAGGUACUUCAUUUUCAACCAGAAGAGCGUUCUGGUACUUGGUAUCCUGCAGAUCGCCUGUGCGGGUCUUUGUGUGGUGUGUGGCUUCAUGGACGCUAUUUCCCGAAAGUACACCCCGCUGAGCGGCACCAGGACCCCGGUGUGGGGCGGACUGAUCCUGGGCUGUCCGGGUGUCCUGGCACUAUUCGCCUCCCAAAAGAAGAACUCAGUGCUGGUGAGUGUGAUGGUGGCAGCGGCCGGGCUCUCCUGUGUCACUGCAGCUGUUGUAUCCGGCUACUCCUGUCUGACACUCACCUACGGGGAGGAGGAUAAGGAGGUCUUCCACCACCACGACAGUCCUAAAGUGAUGUUUGUGCUUCAUCGGAUGGUGAAGGGGGCGAAUGCCACCAUCCUGCUGACCUGCACCAUCAGCAUGGCUCUCUCCGCUCUCAUCGCAUAUCUGGGCUGCCGGAGUCUUCCAAGCUGCCGCUGCUAUGAUGCCAGAACCGGACUGGAGACGCUGGUUCCUCAGUGUGACCCUGGAGACACGGAGAUGGUUUGUAGAUUGCAAGCAGGGGGUGACGACAGGCUGUUCAACUCUCCUGCUCCGGUCCCUGAGCGGAACACAGCGGAGGAAGAGGAAAGGCCCUCCAAACUGCCUCCUUACAGCAGACUGACCUGACACCCCCACAGUACCUACAGUGCCUGGUCCUAUAUGUGUCUCCAUCACAGAGGAGGGGCUGGUAAUGGAAAAUGUUUUUAAAAUUGAGCUUCACAUUUAAUAUUUGUGGAUGAAGGGAAUCUUAAAACUCAACUGAAGACGUCACAUUGGAAUGUUGUAAGCCCCUGGUUAGACUAAGCACUUUAGACUGUGGCACGGUCUUUAUUUCCUUUUUGACUAAACAUUUCUGGAGCCAAACUCAUUUAAUCUUGCCAAGUUGAAUACCUGUAUGUAAAAUGUCCAGCCUGAAACGCCCCUGUGUGCUGUGUGAAAGUGAGCUAUCAUCUCAAUGUAUAAAUUAUUUUUUAUCUGUAUUUAAAUAAUAAAACCUUACUGAAGACAAGACCACA
Molecule: messenger RNA, 1302 nt
Organism: Eleginops maclovinus (Patagonian blennie)
Lineage: Eukaryota; Metazoa; Chordata; Actinopteri; Perciformes; Eleginopidae
Exons: 6
Coding region: 242-913 (223 amino acids)
Cellular component (GO): membrane
Source: RefSeq, a predicted model, not a curated record